This is a messenger RNA of Protobothrops mucrosquamatus (brown spotted pit viper), 2714 nucleotides long. RefSeq names its product KIAA1211 ortholog (gene CRACD). Lineage: Eukaryota; Metazoa; Chordata; Lepidosauria; Squamata; Viperidae. The transcript is spliced from 4 exons. The annotation marks the transcript as partial. Gene Ontology annotation, biological process: negative regulation of barbed-end actin filament capping; maintenance of gastrointestinal epithelium. The record is from RefSeq and is a predicted model, not a curated record.
AAGAAAGAACAAGAAAGCAGCAAAAAAUUAGAUGAUAGAAACAAAUUGCAAGAGAAGGGAACAGCUAUGAAAGUGAAGGGACAAGAAGAGGAACAGCAAAACCUGAAUGAAAAACAAUUUAGUACAAAUGAACAAAAGCAGCAAAAAUCGGCAAAAUCGGUUGGAUCAGCAGAACAUAGAAAAGUAGCACCAGCAGAAAUAGGGCAUUUGUGGGCUGAGAAGGAAGUGCAACAGGAGGAAUUUAUACAAAGGACAGAGGACCUACAAUUGGAAAGACAGAAAACCCUCUGUUUAGAAGAUCAGCAGUCACUGGAAACGCCAAAAGAAGAGAAGGAAUCCCACCAGUUACACAUGAAUAAGCAACCAGAAGAUGAAUGCUUGGAAACUGUUGAGAAAGAGCUGCAAGGUAAAGAGGAAUCAGGGCAGCCACAGAGAACUCAGCCAGGCAAAGAGCAGAAGGAAGAAGGCAGUCUAAGAGUUCAUCAGGUGAUGAACGUUGAAGUUGAGAAGCAGGAAAGGGUUCUUGGUGAAGAAUUACGUUGGCAGGAAGUGGACGCCCGGCAAACAAUGUCCAGGGGCUUCACUUUUCAAGUGUCUUCUGGAGAAAAAGAAAUUAUAUUUCCAAAAGUGAAUUUAAGUCCAGUUACCCCUGUUAAAGAGGCUCCACUUCCUUCUGCCACGAAAGAAUUUAAAGACCCCAAGUCUAGUAGAGGUUCUAGUAAUCUUCCAACUUCUUUAUGUGUUCCACAUACAGCAAUCUUGGUCACUGGAGCACAACUCUGUGGCACUGCAGUAAAUCUCAACCAGAUAAAAGAUACAGCCUGUAAAUCUUUACUUGGUUUAACAGAAGAAAAGAAAGUGAUGGACGCGCCUCAGCCAGAAAGCAUCCAGAAACCUGUUGAUGGCAGGCCGAACAGUACUAAAGUGAAGCAUGUUCAGGAUUCAGUGGACAGCCAAGCCAUCCUGGAUGAAUGGGCUUCAAUUCGUUCAAAAAUCUUAAAAGGUGUAGAAAACGAUAAAUUUAAUGAGAAAGACAAUGGGAGUCUUAAUAGGCAUAGUGAUGAUUGGACAGCAAAAGGUCGAAGUACUUUCCAUGGUAACUUACGAAAGACUUUGUCUGCAAAUGCAAAGUUUUCUAUAACUCCUGCAUGGCAGAAGUUUUCAGAAAUGUCCAAAACCAGUACAGCUGCAGAGAAUAAAACUGCUCCCGAAGCAGAAAAUGCAGCAGUGCAGUUGAGUCCAUCCACUCCGCAUUCAGACAACGAGGCAGUCCAAACAGAGUCACCGGUUGGUACAAAGAAUGUAGGAACUUCACCAGGGAAAAUCAGAGGGCGACAGGAAGUAGCAGGUAAUACCGAGGGAUGUAAGUUUGCCAAAGAUCUCCCAUCUUUUCUUGUUCCAAGUCUCCCGUAUUCUCCAAAUAAAGAACUCUCCCCAUCGGAGACUUCGUCAGCAAUGGAAACACCACAGAAUGUUGGUUCAAAAAAAAUGGACCGAGCGUCACCAAGUGGAGAAGAAAAUGUGGCCCCAUUUGGGGUGAAAUUAAGGAGGACCAAUUACUCCUUGCGUUUUCACUAUGACCAGCAAGGAGAGCAGAAGAAGAAGAAAAGAUACAGCGCAGGAGAUAGUUUUGAUGGCUUGCCAACUCCACUGGUCACCCCAGACAAUGAACAAGAUGCAAAACCUUUAUUUUUGAAAGAUAGCAAAUCUCUGAGUCAAGAGAGAAAAGACGCAAGACUUAAUUCUGAUAAUAGCACAUUAACUAUUAUUAGUCGCAAUUACACCAUCGUUGCACCUAUCUCUUGUCCUACUGGUCCUAUGUCUGCGCCUGGUCAAGAAAAAACUGUUUCUAAAUCACCCCUACCACCAAAACCUGCAUUGGCUCCAAAGCCCAUCAGCCAAACACCACCAUCAUCUCCUCUCUCAAAGCCCCGUAGAGCUCACGUCACCGAACCCAUCGGGAAAAGGGUAUCUAAAGUGGAACCUGACACCAGCUGGAGAAAAAGUGAAGGUAAAGGAAGUCCUCACCCCUCCCAAGCACCCAGUGAAAGCAAGAACGAGGAGGAAGAAUCUAGAGAGAAGAAAUCGUUUUUUCCAUCUAUCACCAUGCCCUGGAGAGAGAAAGCAGAAAAAAAACCAGAGACAUUAAAAAAAGAAAGGCCAAUUCUUCAGAGCAGGCAUUCCAUCGAUGGUUCAAAAGUGAUGGAGAAAGGGGAAACCGCACAGCCUCUGUGGAUCACUUUGGCAUUGCAAAAACAGAAGGGCUUUCGGGAGCAGCAAGCGACACGUGAGGAAAGGAGGCAAGCCAGAGAGGCCAAGCAGGCUGAGAAAUUGGCUAAAGAAAAUGCCAGCAUGAACAACCAGUUGGCAGAUAAUAAAAGCAAUAAUACGAGCAAGUCAAACAUACUGCAAAAAUCCACAGUCUCGGAAGAGGAGAAAAAAAUCGAGACGGCCACAUCAAGAUUUGAACGCAGAGAACAGCUCAAAAAAUCGAAUACUCUGCCUUCAUCGGUCACAGUGGAGAUCACGGAUUCCCUUUCAUCGUCCCCUUUGGCUAAAGAGGUCACCAAGAGAUUCUCUACGCCGGAUGCGAACCCCGUCUCAACUGAACCUGCUUGGCUGGCCUUGGCCAAGAGAAAAGCGAAAGCGUGGAGCGACUGUCCUCAGAUCAUCAAGUAAACGGAUCUCGCUUUUGUGUUUUACUCUGGUUGGGG